AUGGUUUUAAAUACCCUUGUCUGUCAUGUUUGUGGAAAGAAUUAAUCCAUUUUUUCCUUUUGCAGUUCAUGGAAACCACCCAUUAUUUGAGUAGAAGCAAUGUCUUGGAGGACUGUAUUUUCAAAAAGGCAAAACAAAGUACAUGAAAUUAUGUAUUUCACUGAGAGUGGCUGUAGGUAAACAGUGACCAGAUAAUAGGGCUGUUUUAAAGAAAGGCGCUUAUGUGUAUCUGAGAAUACAAAAUAAAAGGCUUAUCUUCUGAUUAUUUGUUUCUAGGUUUGUUUUUGUUUCUUUUUUGUUUGUUUGUUUGUUUUGGUUUUGUUGUUUUUUUUUUUUUUGGUCCUCUCUGUCAAUGCAGAGGCAGUUUUUAAAAAAAUAAUUAAAUAGAAAUCUGACUGUAAAAAGAUCUAGCUAGCAUAUGUGUGUCGUGACAACAAGGGGAGUUUUAGGAGUGAUAAAAAUCCCUGACCAAAAUACUUGGAGGUUGUUAUUUAUAAAAGUGAGUUCUAAAAAAACAUUUAAUUUCUAAGUAGCUGUUAUGAAUUAGUGGUGUUCCUGAUGCCUGUCAAUCUCUGCUCUUUGCUAAGGUUUGGUACAGCAUUUGAUGUGCACAGCUCACCGUUCCUUGGAUCUGUUCCAUCGAUCUUCCCCAUUUGGAGCUCCCUGAACAUCUUGAGUUUCUCUGAGGUUCCUGAUGUCAUCAGCAGCAUAAGACAAGUCUCUAAAGCAGCACUGAAAGAAGAUGCCAAACCAAGUAAGGAUAAUGAAGAUGCCUUCUAUGACUCCCAAAAAUUUGAGGUCUUGUACUGUGGAAAGGUGACAGUGGCUCACAAGAAAGCUCCCUCCACACUAAUUGAUGACUGCAUAGAGCAAUUCAGCCUCCAUGAGCGCCAGCGCCUCAAACUGUUAAACGAGCAGCGGAAUAAUGAGUCAAGUUUGGACUUGCCCCUGUGUGAAGAAAAUGUGCCAGCUUCUCCUCUGGACAGCCCGUUCGAGGAGCUGGACAGCCCAAACAGCCCUUCAGGGCAUGCUGCAAUGUUUACAAUUGGCAGCCAGACCAACCUGACCAACCUGGCCAGCACUCGUGGCUUCUUUCCAGAGAGAAUUUUAGAGGACUCUGGCUUUGAUGAGCAGCAGGAGUUCCGCUCCCGGUGCAGCAGUGUCACUGCAGUGAUGCAGAGAAAGGUUCAUGACACAAACCUGAAAAUACAGUCCCGCAGAAGGCAUGCAAGUGCACCCAGUCAUGUUCAGCCCUCUGAUUCUGAGAAGAACAGGACAAUGUUGUUCCAGGUUGGAAGGUUUGAAGUUAACCUCAUCAGUCCAGACACCAAAUCUGUUGUGCUUGAAAAGAAUUUUAAAGAUAUCUCCUCAUGUUCUCAGGGUAUAAAACAUGUUGAUCACUUUGGUUUUAUUUGCCGGGAAUCUGUGGAACCUGGGUUAAGCCAGUAUGUUUGCUAUGUGUUCCAGUGUGCAAGUGAGUCUCUGGUUGAUGAGGUAAUGCUGACCCUGAAGCAAGCCUUCAGCACUGCUGCAGCCCUGCAAAGUGCCAAGACUCAAAUUAAACUGUGUGAGGCCUGCCCUAUGCAUUCACUGCACAAACUUUGUGAAAGAAUUGAAGGACUCUAUCCACCAAGAGCCAAACUUGUAAUUCAGAGGCAUCUGUCAUCACUAACAGACAAUGAGCAAGCAGACAUUUUUGAACGUGUUCAGAAAAUGAAGCCUGACAAUGACCAGGAAGAAAAUGAGCUUGUGAUCUUACAUCUCCGUCAGCUCUGUGAGACUAAGCAGAAAACACACAUCCACAUUGGUGAAGCACCGCUGGUCAUUUCUAACAGUGCAAUUCCAGAAAGCACCACCAGUGGUGGCCGGUUUAAACUUGACAUUCUGAAAAACAAGGCAAAGAAAUCCUUGACUAGCUCUCUGGAAAAUAUCUUCUCAAGGGGAGCCAACAGAAUGCGAGGCCGCCUGGGAAGUAUGGACAGCUUUGAGCGCUGCAGCAGCCUGGUUUCUGACAGAGACACUUCUCCGGGCGAUUCCCCGCCAGCUACUCCUCCAGCGUCCCCCGUGUCCUCGGCCUGGCAGACGUUUCCCGAGGAAGGCUCGGACUCCCCUCAGUUCAGGAGGCGUGCACACACCUUCAGCCACCCGCCCUCCAGUGCCAGACGGAGGAUAACCUUCCAGAACGGCAGGUCCCAGAGCGCCCGCUCCCCGCUGCUGCGGCAGAACUGCGUGGAGGCCACAAGUGAUGGGGAGGGAAAGAAAAGAACAUCAGCCUGCAGCAGUGAAUCUCUAAAUGCUGCGGGGGCCACGCUCACACCUCGCCGCAUCUCCUGGCGGCGGAGAAUAUUCCUGCAGGUAGCUUCACCUAUGAAUAAAUCUCCUUCCAAGAUGCAGCAUCCAGAUGGUCAUGAUGGAAGUGAAUUGUUACCCUUAUCCCUUCUUGCUCCACCCCUGGAGGAGGACCCUCUUGUUCUAGUGUUGCAAAAUGAGGAUGGUUCAGAUAAAACUGGAGAGAGGAAAAACUCAGAAGAACUACAAAGUCUAUGGAGAAAAGCCAUCCAUCAACAAAUUCUGUUACUUCGAAUGGAAAAAGAAAACCAGAAGCUGGAAGCAAGCAGAGAUGAGCUCCAAUCAAGAAAAGUAAAACUGGAUUAUGAUGAAGUUGGCACAUGUCAGAAAGAUGCCAUAAAUAUUUGGGAUAAGAAGUUACUAAACUGCAGAGCCAAAAUCCGAUGUGACAUGGAAGAUAUUCAUUCCACUUUAAAAGAAGGUGUACCAAAAAGUCGUCGGGGAGAAAUUUGGCAGUUUUUGGCUGUGCAACACCGAGUCAGGCACAGGCUGCCAAACAAGCAGCAACCUCCUGACAUCUCUUACAAAGAACUUCUGAAACAACUGACUGCUCAACAGCAUGCCAUCCUAGUAGAUCUGGGACGGACAUUCCCUACGCAUCCUUACUUUUCCACACACCUGGGAGCAGGACAGCUGUCACUGUUUAAUCUCUUGAAAGCGUACUCUUUGCUGGACAAAGAAGUGGGUUAUUGUCAAGGUAUAAGUUUUGUAGCUGGAGUGCUGCUUCUGCAUAUGAGUGAAGAACAGGCCUUUGAAAUGCUGAAAUUCCUCAUGUAUGACCUUGGCUUCCGUAAACAGUACAGGCCAGACAUGAUGUCACUACAGAUUCAGAUGUAUCAGCUCUCAAGGCUUCUACAUGAUUACCACAGAGACCUGUAUAAUCAUCUUGAAGAGAAUGAAAUCAGUCCCAGUCUUUAUGCUGCACCAUGGUUUCUUACACUGUUCGCAUCUCAAUUUUCAUUAGGAUUUGUAGCCAGAGUGUUUGACAUUAUUUUUCUUCAAGGAACAGAAGUCAUAUUUAAAGUAGCACUGAGCCUACUUAGUAGUCAAGAGACAUCUAUAAUGGGAUGUGAAAAUUUUGAGAACAUUGUUGAUUUUCUUAAAACCACUAUUCCAGAUAUGACAAAACCUCAAAUGGAAAAAAUUAUUACUCAGGUGUUUGAGAUGGAUAUUUCAAAACAGCUCCAUGCCUAUGAAGUAGAGUACCACGUUCUUCAGGAUGAACUACAGGAAAAUGUGAGCCCCUGUGACGAAGGUGAACCUCUGGAGAAGCUGGAGAGGGCAAACAAUCAUCUGAAGAGGCAAAACAUGGAUUUGUUAGAGAAGCUACAGGUUGCUCACGCGAAAAUUCAGAGUCUGGAAGCCAGUCUGGAGAGUGUUUUGACAAGAGAGAACAAAAUGAAGACUGUAAUUCAGUCCCUGGAGCAGGAGAAGAUAACAUACCAAAAGACUCUUGAGCAGAUAGUGAAGUAUUUGCCAGCAGAAGUGUUGCCUGACUGUGAACUGCUUCUGAAGGAAGUAAACUACAACCCAAAUAAUAAAAUAUGGAGUAAGCCAUAAACCAGGAUUUUCUAGGCAGCAUUUCUUCAAAACCAAAAAGGGAAUGAAAAGAUUUGUAUGCUGCUUUCAAUAGCUACUUAGCACUAGGCAAUGGUAUUACCCAAAAAAUCAUGCUGGGACACUCAUAGCUACAGAUGGGCCUUCAAGUGUCAGUAUGCAAAUUCAGGCUAUUAAUUUUUUUAUAAUUAUGUAAAUAAAUCACAAGGGGGAAAUAAAAGAUUCUCACAUGUAAUUAUGAUCAGUAGAUGUAUAUUUAGAGUUGACCUAAAGGAAAGGAGAAAUUGGAGUAGAGAAAGAUAAUGGUGAUCUGCAAAUUCACUCUGGAUGUGCUUGUCUUGUAGUGAAAUGAGGAUAGUGUGUCUUUAUAUAUAUAUAUAUAUAUAUAUAUAUAUAUGUAUAUUGAAUAUGUUGAAUAAUACUUGAAGACAAAAAGAAAAGGAGAAUGUAAUUUUCCCUCCAAAGAGCAGCAUGUUUCACAUCUUCUGUGGAAAAUCUGUGUGAACUCAUGCGUGCCUCUCUCUUUUAAUUCUACUAAGAUUGUGAGCACAGAUGGAUAAGGAAACAAAGUAUCAUGAUGUGGUUUGCACAGAAAGAGCUGUAGUGUCAUCCACUGCCUGGGCUGUACCAGUCAGCAGUGUCAUUCCACAUGCAUGUUGGAACUGGAAACAAAAGAGCAUCACAUCACAGCUGUGUCCAUAACCCAGAGCUGAGGAAUAGGUGUCUGCACGCACUCGCAGAGCUGGCAGAGGCAAGAGCUGGCAGUGACUGCCACUUCCUUCCUGGCCUGUUUGCUUCCACCUGUCCUGGGGCUGAUCGUGAUGAGGAGAGGGAGGAAGCACAACAGAGGGAUGGGAUUUAUCUAGAUAAUAAUUUUCCACUGGAGACUUGCCUUUUGUAAGAGUUAGGUGUGUCAGGGGUUCUCAUUUAACCAAAGAAAUGCUGCAAGAAGCCUUGUCUAAUUGUAUUGGGAUGCAGAAAGCUGUUUUAAAUUUUAUUUGAGAAGAAAAUUGAGGUAGGUUGCAGAAAUUUUAGUGUGAGUGCACGAGAGGACCAAGCAAGUCUCAGAUACUAUGUACCUUUCAGAUUUUGCAUAUACAGUGGCUAUACAUUUCAAAGGGGAUCCUGAAGUACAGGCACAAUUUUAAUAACACUUUUCAGGCUAUUCCUGUUUUAAUACUGCUUUGUGGUCUUCUUUUUAAAACAAAAGUCAUGAAUUUGUGUGUUCUGGACAGAAGGUAGGAUAAACUCUGAUCAUUUCAAGGGAGAAAUUAUGUUUUUAGAGGUAUAAAAAGUUGCAUACAGAUUUGAAAAUGUUUUUGAGUGGAAUUUUUGAGAAGGCUUAGACAAAUGUGUAAUAGAUGAGUAUUUUGAAGUGCAUGUCUGAACCCUUAAUUGCAUUUUACAGUGGCUCAUGUUAUUGCUUUCCAUUUCUACUGUAUUUCAGGAAAUUAUGUUUUUCUUGUAUUUCAUUCAUUUUAGUAAGAAAACCAAUUGAGCAAAGUGCCAAAUACAGCAGUGUCUUUUUGCAUAAGAUUGUCCAAUUUAGAAAGCAAGGACUGAAUAUCACUUCAUUCUAAGCAUUAUGCUUUAUGUUACCAUAGAAGUGAGGAACAACAAGGCUUAUAUGCUUCACACUGCUGUGGAACUCAGGGGCUUCGGCUGUCCUGGGUAUUUUGUUGUUGUUUUUUUUUACUUCCAUGAUAUUUUAUUUGAUUAAAGAUACUGAUUUACUUAACAGUCUGUUUUUACAUUUGGGGUGAAAGGUCUUAGCACGGUGUAUAAAAUUAUGUGGAAUCUCUCUAGAUGUUUCAAGAAUGUUGUAUUGUACUAAAUGGGGAAAUGCCAAGUGAAAAAGCAGUUCUUUGCAGUUUUGUUCAGAGUGAGUUUUAGCUGAUGUGUACCUAAACAACUAAUCCUAGGAACUGCAGCAGCAUCUAUUACAAAGAAACAAGAUUAUUCAGAUACAUCUUUUUUUAAAAAAAAGAUGCACUGAAUGAGCUUCAUCCUCUGUUUCACUUUAAAAUUUGUUCAUGUAAUACCUGGAGAAAUUCCAAUAAAUAUCAU
Messenger RNA from Cinclus cinclus, 5973 nucleotides. RefSeq names its product TBC1 domain family member 4 (gene TBC1D4). The record is from RefSeq and is a predicted model, not a curated record. Lineage: Eukaryota; Metazoa; Chordata; Aves; Passeriformes; Cinclidae. Bases 559 to 3909 code for a protein of 1116 amino acids. The transcript is spliced from 19 exons.